This is a messenger RNA of Knipowitschia caucasica, 2526 nucleotides long. Lineage: Eukaryota; Metazoa; Chordata; Actinopteri; Gobiiformes; Gobiidae. The record is from the annotation of a GenBank genome assembly.
AUGAUCCACCACAGAGACCCGAGCGCGCACACGGGCCACACUCACGGAACAGACCCACGCUCAUCUCUCAGACACCCGGGAUUUAUCUCACGCACAGAACACACUGAGGGGGCACGUGUGAAGCGGGGACAGAACGCGCUCCGGAGGAGCCACAGAGAUGUCCAGAUCCACAAAAUCAGCUUCGAGGUCUCGGAGCCGCUCGCGAUCGCGCUCAAGGUCUUCUUCCAAAAGCCGCUCACGGUCUCGCUCCAGGAAGCAUCGCUACAGUUCUCGGUCCAGAAUAGCCGUGAGAGUCGGGGCUUCCAGCGCGGCUUCAGACGCCCCUACAACUUCAGAGGUCGAGGUCGAGGGCGUGGUUACUUCCAGCGCGGACGCUACCAACGUGGAGGAGGAGGAUACAACAACAACAACAACAAUAACAACAACAACAAUCGUCACAACUGGAAAAACUAUAAGAAGCAGCCCAAGUAUUCACAAGGGCAGUUCCACAAUGGUCCAGGUCAUUCUCGAAGCCCUCCCCAGGGGCAGAACCAUCACUCUGAGCCGUCCUGCUCCCCUCAGCCCCGACUGUCCUCCUCACCCAAGAGCACAGUCAACAGAAACCCCAAACAUGAGCCGGAGGAGCUCUCUGGGCACAAUCCAGAAGAGAGAGACACCAAAGGGGAGGAAUACAUGAUGGAAACAAAUAAGGCAAGUGAUGAAAAGAAUCAAGGGACUUGGAUCCCUCUAACAGAAGUCAGCAGCCCCAGGAGAGAGAGCCCCCCCUCCUCCUCUGGAGCUACCUCUGCUCCCACCCCUCAGACUACUGCCAAUGGCAAGAGCAAUGGGGCCCUCUGCUGGAAGAAUGUGUGCAAAGCACCGCUGACAAAGAAGACUUCCCCAGAGAGCCUGAACCCAAUGCUCUCCAGCUUUGACAUCUUCUCUUCAGAAGAGUUUUUGGAUGGAGAUAAAGCAGCUCUCUCUGCUGCUUUCAGAAAAUUUCUGGAAGAGCAAAGUAAAAAAGCAAAGGCGUUGCAUAAAGGCACAGACCGUGCUGGAGAUGAAGAAUCAAAGGUAAAUGGAACAGCGUCUCCUGCUCGCUCUGGCUCAGGAUGUGGACAUGAGAAGGAUGUCAGUGACGAAAAGCACAUCAAUGGCAUUCGAAACACGUUUGCUUUUCGUGCUGGGAAUGGAGGGAAUGACGACAAAAUGAUCAAAAGUCAAACAGGGUCAUUCCUCAGUGAGAAAGGGCUGAGAGAAAAGCCAACAUCCUCAGGCCAAACGUCUGCAGAGAGUAAGAGGCCGAGCGCAGCCUCUGGGUCUGCUGUGGAGGACCUGUGCUCUCGGCAGAACCAGGAAAGUUGCAAAGCCAGAAAGAUGUCUAAAAGGUCUCCUGUCCCUCUGAAUGUAAUGUCACAAAAGAGGGGCAGGGAUUUGUCCACAGACGAGGACUUUAAGGUUUUGCCAACGAAAAAGGAGGCUACGUUUGAUGUGAGUUUGGACUUUCCUGCUGAUAAUCUCUUAAGCUCUUCUGAUAUAAUAGCCAAGGAGCGACAGUUGUCUCAGGAUCUGGUGCAGUCUCAGUCUUCCAAAAAAGACUCGGAGUUUCAUUCUAUCUUUCAGCACGUUCAGGCCGCGCAGGUGCAAAGAAGUUCCUCAGAGCGGUUUGCCCAGCACAUUGUCACCAUUGUGCAUCAUAUAAAAGCUCAGCACUUUACCUCGUCUGGACUGACGCUAAACGAGAGGUUCACCAUGUACCAAAAACAAGCUGCAGAGAAGGAAACAGUCAAAUCACGGAAAAGCCCAGAAAUACACAGGAGACUUGAGGUUUCGCCCAGUGCGUUCAGGAAGCACUCUCAGAUAUUUGAGGCGAUAAAAAGAGCAGAAGAAGCCACUUACAAGGAGCCGGAAGAACCAAGCAAAGCAGACCCACUGGACCUCCGAGGGGAUAUUGAACAACGCAAAAGUCACUGUAGCCAUGAUACAAGCGUGGCCAGUGCGGAACGCCAUGAUCCCAGCGCGGGGAAGACUCCGGUGGUGUUUUCUAAGUUCAUUAAAAAUAAAAAUGUCCGAUCGCGCUCUUCUAGUUCAUCUUCAUCAUCGUCGUCGUCGGAGGAGGAGGAAAAACGGGAUAAAAAGUCCCCGGUGAAGUCUGAGCAGGGGUUGAACAGAGUCAAACUGGACACGAAUGAAAGCGUUUGUGACAGAGGACGCUCGUAUGAAGCUUUUCACAUUCAGAUCCGAGGGCGAAGCUGGAGCCGGGGAACCUCUCGAUGUAGCUCAACAAACGCCAACAAUGAAGACUGGGACCCGGAGUUCACCCCGAAAAGCAACAAGUACUUUUUACACGACGACCGAGACGGCGCCGCUGAGAGCCGGUGGGCCGACGCCACCAGCGCCAGAGGCCGAGGCCGAAUGAACGGUUCGCGUGGACGAGCUCGUUUCAUCAUUCGCAGAGCUAACGGGAACUAUAGCGCCUCCAACUGGAACAACAGGGAACAAGCAGGCGCCGAGCAGGACCACAGAGGCAGCACUGAACGGAAAUGA